CCGCAGUCUGUCUUUGUCCUCUCUGCCUGAUGCCCCUUGAUGCGGCCCGCUUAGAUAAGAUCUGACUCAGAUCUAUCGGAGCCGGAUUUACGACGGGCCGGCCGUAUGGAUCUUGGCGGGGAUGUGCCAAUCAUCGCCGAUCAUUGUCAACCCGCAUGCAGCAAUAUUCAAUCAUACAUUCAUUCUCUAUCCGGAAAGAUUGGAUGCAGCGGUGACGGUGAAGAGAUUCGCCAUUGCCAUAGCGUAAAGUGGCGGUCUGGCUUUAUAGAGAUAUAAGAUCAUUCCCGGAUCAACAAGGACUCGGCUUCCCCGUCACUACCUACCUAGAAGAUAAGCAAUCCGGUAGAAUAUCCUGCCCAGCAAACCACCAAAUCUACCUACCUACCUACCUACCUUCCUUGACAGAGCCUUGUCGCCGAACAAACCAAACAGCCAUGGGCUCCCAAGGACAAGAUGUGAUCGAUCUCUUCCGAGGCCACCCAGACCCGAACCUACUGCCCAUGGGCGCCAUGGCUAAGGCGUCCGCCGCGGUCAUGGCGGCGCCCGACGUCCGCGCGCAAGCCAUGCUGUACGGGCCUGACGAAGGCUAUAGGCCGUUGAGGGAGCACGUCGCCAAGUGGCUGACGGGCUUCUAUCAGCCGCGCGACCCCAUCCCGGCCGACCGCAUCUGUAUCACGGGUGGUGCCAGCCAGAACCUGGCGUGCAUCUUGCAGGUCUUCACCGAUCCCGUGUACACGCGCAAUGUCUGGAUGGUGGCGCCCACGUAUUUCCUGGCCUGUCGCAUGAUGGACGAUGCCGGCUUCACGGGUCGCAUGCGAGGCGUCCCGGAGGAUGAGUCGGGCGUGGAUCUGGCCUUCCUGCGGCGGGAGCUGGAGGCAGCUGAAGAGAAGGCGAAGGCCAAGGGGAAUACUGAACCGACUCACAAGCCGUCCCGACCAUGGGGAAAGAUCUAUAAGCACAUCAUCUAUGGCGUGCCCACCUUCUCCAACCCGUCAACCCUGACCAUGUCGCUUUCAGACCGCGUGAAUCUGGUUCGGCUGGCGCGGGAGUUCGACGCUCUGAUCAUAACCGACGACGUGUAUGAUUUCCUGCAAUGGUCGCCCGAUCCGAGCAAAUCUCUCGCGAACCCAGAUAAAGCUGCACUUCCGCGGAUCGUCGACGUGGACCGCUACCUGGAUGGCGGACCGAAAGAUGAGUUCGGCAACGCAGUAAGUAACGGGAGCUUCAGCAAGAUGAUCGGCCCCGGUACGCGAACCGGAUGGGCCGAAGGGACCGAGAAAAUGGCAUUUGGUAUCUCUCAAGCAGGCUCGAGUCGAUCGGGCGGUGCACCCUCUCAUCUCGCCGCCGCAAUCAUCGACCAGCUCUUCCCCACGGGGAUUUUCCCCAAGUUCCUGGAGGAGUCGCUGAAACCGAGCUACGCCAAGCGAUAUCAUCGGCUGAUGGGGGCCAUCCGAUACCACCUGCUCCCCCUGGGUGUCACCCUGCCCUCCACGCCGGAGAUCGCGGGAGGGUAUUUCAUCUGGGUGCAGCUGCCAGCUCCGCUGCGCGCGAGUGAGCUGGCGCCCGUCGCACUGCAGCAGCAACAGGUGAAGGUGGCCACCGGUAAUUUGUUCCAAGUCCAGGGCGAUCCGUCAGCUGGACCGGACGAUUUCAACCGAGGGGUGCGUCUGUGUUUUGCGUGGGAGCACGAGGACCGAUUGGAAGAGGGAGUCCGUCGGCUGGCGUGUGCGGUGCGCAACGCCUUAUAG
This is a messenger RNA of Aspergillus steynii IBT 23096, 1748 nucleotides long. RefSeq names its product aromatic amino acid aminotransferase. Gene Ontology annotation, molecular function: pyridoxal phosphate binding; L-2-aminoadipate:2-oxoglutarate transaminase activity. NCBI's taxonomy places the organism in Eukaryota, Fungi, Ascomycota, Eurotiomycetes, Eurotiales, Aspergillaceae. Gene Ontology annotation, biological process: biosynthetic process. Bases 435 to 1748 code for a protein of 437 amino acids. The transcript is spliced from 3 exons. The record is from RefSeq and is a predicted model, not a curated record.